Messenger RNA from Vanderwaltozyma polyspora DSM 70294, 747 nucleotides. RefSeq names its product Ies3p (gene IES3). Lineage: Eukaryota; Fungi; Ascomycota; Saccharomycetes; Saccharomycetales; Saccharomycetaceae. The record is from RefSeq and is a predicted model, not a curated record. The transcript has a single exon. The coding region runs from base 1 to 747 and encodes 248 amino acids.
AUGGUUGAAUUUGCUGAUCUUUUGGCUGAGGACAAACAGCUGCAGUUUGCCAAAAGCGCAAUUGGAAGGUAUAAGAGGGACAAGACUCCUGAUUUUAUUGAGAAGGACUCUCACUACAAGAAAAUUGUGGGCAAGAUCUCUGCCCAGUCGAAUAACUCUUUAACUGGAGGUUUUGGGUUGGCGAACAGGCGUCAUAUCGUUAAUGUCGACGAUAUUUCGAAGAUUAAUUACGAGAUGAUCAAGAAUUCACCUGGGAAUAUGGUGGUCGUGAAUGGUGGUUCCGGCAAUGAGAGUGAUUCAGAGACGAGGUUGGAGAGUGAGGUCAAUGGGUUGAAGACAAAACUUUUCAAGAAUCAUCUGUACUCGUUGAAUGAAGAUUAUUUGAAAGGCGUGGAUACGAAAGUAUCCGAUGCUGCUGCUGCUGCUACUGUUGCUGCUGGCGAGAGUCCUGAAGAUAUCCCUCUGGAGGACCAAUCCAAGUGGUUGAAACAGAUUCAAAUUGAUCUGAUAGGCACCUAUACUUCCUUGGUGGAGCAGGAGAAAAAAUGGUUUGCAAUGAAGGAGCUCUUGUUGGAUGCCAAUGCUGAGUUGGAUCUGUUUAGUACCAGAGAGGUUAGGAAGUCGCAACCUAACAUUAAUAUGGGUGAGAUGGAUAUUUCUUCAAACCCAUAUUCGAAUAUCAGUACUUUGGUUUUCCACAAAAGAAAGAAGAGAAAGUUGAACAUCGAAUCUACUAAGUCAACUUGA